Molecule: messenger RNA, 854 nt
Organism: Drosophila montana
Lineage: Eukaryota; Metazoa; Arthropoda; Insecta; Diptera; Drosophilidae
Product: alpha-ketoglutarate-dependent dioxygenase alkB homolog 6
Exons: 2
Coding region: 131-796 (221 amino acids)
Cellular component (GO): nucleus
Source: RefSeq, a predicted model, not a curated record
ACCACCACAAUAUGCUGCCAGCUGUCAGAAAGAGCAUCUCCAAGGCUAAAUGACCGGGCCAACGGGAUACAAAUAUUGAUUUGCAAUAAUUGCAAUUUUUAGAAUAGACCAUUAGCAAAUAGCCUUAGUCAUGGAUUUCACCGACUUUGAGGUACGCAAGUGCCCAUCAACAGUCAUGUACAUUCCGAACUUCAUCACCUCAGAUCAAGAGCAAUCCAUAUUAAGUCACAUUGAACGCACACCAAAGCCACGCUGGACGCAGUUGCUCAAUCGCCGCCUGGUCAACUACGGCGGUGUGCCGCAUCCCAACGGCAUGAUAGCCGAAGAAAUACCCGAAUGGCUGCAGAGUUAUGUGGAUAAGGUCAACAAUCUGGGCAUCUUUGAGUCGCAAAAGGCCAAUCAUGUGCUGGUCAAUGAGUAUCUGCCGGGCCAGGGCAUUUUGCCGCACACGGACGGACCGCUCUUCUAUCCAAUUAUAUCGACCAUUUCGUGUGGUGCCCACACCGUGCUGGAAUUUACUAAGCGCGAAACCACCGGCGAGGCAACUGGCGAGGUGCUAUUCAAGCUUCUCUUGGAGCCACGCAGCUUGCUCAUAUUGAAGGACACACUAUAUAGCGACUAUAUGCAUGCCAUUAGCGAGAUCAACGAGGAUACGCUGUGCGAUCGCAUCUGUAAUUACAAUCUGUGCGAAAAUACAUACAAAAUUGGGGAUCAUCUGGUGCGACGCGCACCACGCAUUUCGCUAACCAUACGCAAUGUGCCCAAGACCAGCAAAAUGAAACUGAAGUUCUGUUAGACUCUUACAAUUGUUGCUAAAUUUGUUAACUAAAUGCACACGUUGCGAAUGUCACGUA